Messenger RNA from Phytophthora sojae, 4104 nucleotides. RefSeq lists its product as hypothetical. Gene Ontology annotation, molecular function: metal ion binding; phosphatase activity. The coding region runs from base 1 to 4104 and encodes 1367 amino acids. Gene Ontology annotation, biological process: dephosphorylation. NCBI's taxonomy places the organism in Eukaryota, Oomycota, Peronosporomycetes, Peronosporales, Peronosporaceae. The transcript has a single exon. The record is from RefSeq and is a predicted model, not a curated record.
AUGCUGCUCAAGAUCAUCCGCGCCGAGGCGCUGGCGGCCGCGGACAUGAACGGCAAGAGCGACCCGUUCGUGCGCGUGUUCUACGACGGCAAGGAGGUGGCGGCGUCGCACCGCGUCAAGCGCUCGCUCAACCCGCGCUGGGACUUCGACGUGACCAUCACUCUGGUGCACGCCGGCCCGCUGGACGUGGAGCUCGAGGUCUUCGACAAGGACGAGCUGUCGCAGAACGACCUGCUCGGCGCGCUGCGCGUGCCCUUCCCGGAGUGGCGCGCGCUCGUGGAGGAGCACCAGCGGCGCAAGCGCCAGCGCGCCGAGGCCCUCAUCGCCCAGGCCCAGCAGACCGACGCGCCGCCCGCGCGCGCCAAAGGCUCCAAGUGCGUGGACGUGCGCCAGAUGCACGCGUACAGUACAACCGAGUCGGGCUACAACUUUAACGGCAGUGACAGCAAACUGCUGCAGAGGCAGACCGCCCCGCACCCGCUGGAUUUGCAGCGGCGGUCGCGGUCGCUUAACUCUAGCGGGGGGUACCUCCAGGCGGAGACCAAGGGACGCGCGUCCGUGGCCUCCGGGGAGCUCUCGGUGGAUACCUUUGACGUGGCCAUGGAGAUUAACCCCGUGUUUAUCUGGUGCAGGCUCGUGAAAGGCUCGGCGGCGCAGGGGCGCAUUCUGUGCAGUAUUCAGUACGAGGAGAGGGACUUCAAGUACCUGGUGAAUCACCCGUACGGCACCAGCAUCCAGGAGGUAUUCUUGCCGCAGAACCCCCGGUUUGAGCAGGCGUACUGCCACUUGCCACGGAGCUGGCAUCCCGAUGUGGCGGUGAGGCAGGACGAACUCACUGCGAUGCACGCUGGAACCCCCAAGGACUGCCUCUUUCCGUGGCACGAGAAGCUGCUGCACAUGGUGGAAGAAGUCACGGUUACGUUUCACGUGAACGAGUCGAACCAGGGCGUGCUGGCGACACUGGUGCUGACUAACUAUCGUAUUUGGUUCGUGCCGUACCGGAGAGUGAGGGGUUUGCUGCACGAGGACGUGCAUACGCUGCCGGUGAGCAAGAUCCUGAAGGCGUCGAUUCAACAGCAGAAGCGCAGCAACAACAACACGAUCACGGUGCUCAUUCUGGACAAUAUGGACGCAGGACACUACCAUGUGACGCUCUCGCCGAUUUCGCGGCUUCGGGAUUCUGUACGGGACUUUUCACGUGAGGCGGAGCUGAAGCGUGUCAAGACGCUGCAUAAUAUUGUACGGGAGAUCGAUUGGCUGCGCAUUGAAAACAGUUUUUGCUCUCCAACAGACCUGAAUCACACCGUGGCUACUGCUGAAGAGAUGCAGCUAGAGGACGAUCUACUUCAUUAUACACCCAAGCACAGUAGCUCGUCGUUGCCUCCACCCAUGGCUCGAGCGCUUACGGCAAAUUUCAGCAAGUAUCAGAAGCAUGGAUUUGCAAGUGAAGAUGGAAGUGGCGGACCGAUGGGGCGGCCCAAGUUCGGGCAUCAGCACAGUGACUCAUCUGCUUAUCCCAAGCUACCGCACACUAUGUCGGACAAGAAGUUGGUCUCGGAUGGCUAUGGGCACAGAUCUGUGGCAGCAAGACGGCGUAUUCGCUACGACCCGGAGGCUGAAUUUCGUCGACAGGGCGCAUUUGACCAUCCUCGCUGGCGCCGGUGCAAACUAAAUGAGCAGUACCAGCUGUGCUCUACGUAUCCGGCGUUUCUCAUGGUACCCGAGUGUCUGAAUGAUGAGAUCAUCAAGGCGGCUGCGGGUUUCCGCAGCAAAAAUCGAUUUCCAGCGCUGACAUGGAUUCAUCCUCGUACUGGAGCACCUUUAUGCCGAAGCAGUCAGCCCAACACUGGUGUGCUUCGCAGCACUAACCCAGAGGACAAGAAGUUGAUCUGGGCCAUCCGAGACGCAGCUAUUCCAGCCGACCAAGCAGCUCGAUCCAAACACGCGAUGCCCAAGAAGAAUAGUGUUGUGCACAUCGUUGACGCGCGACCAGAGAUUAACGCGAAGAGUAAUGCUCUUGCUGGAAAAGGGCACGAGUCUGUGAAGCAGUAUGAUCGCGAUGGGAUGCCUAUGGCUGCAAUCACGUUUAUGGGAAUCGACAAUAUUCAUGUGGUGCGCAACUCGCUGUCUGGUCUGGCCCAGGCACUUUAUGAGGUGGACGAUUCCAACUUUUUCGGAGCUGUGCAGAAGAGUCGUUGGUUGGAGCACAUCUGCAGUAUUCUUCAAGGCGCAAGCGAAGUAGCGACACAUCUCGAGCGUGGUGAUGCUGUACUUGUUCACUGCAGCGAUGGAUGGGAUCGAACGGCGCAGCUUUCUGCGCUGGCGCAAAUCAUGCUCGACCCCUAUUAUCGUACCCUAACAGGACUGUGCCAGCUCGUAGAAAAGGAAUGGUGCUCAUUUGGACACAUGUUCGCCAGGCGCUGUUCGCACCCGACUUCCGACCAAACCUCGCCAAUUUUCCUGCAGUUUAUCGAUGCCGUGUACCAGCUUACGCUCCAGUUCCCGACACACUUCCAAUUCAACGAAUUGCUGCUGUCCACCGUUGCUGAAGCUGUCUACUCGUCAUGGUAUGGCACAUUUCAGAAGAACUCGGAAUGUGAGCGGCGGCUCUUCUUGUCGAACGUCGCCAGCGUCAGUGUGUGGGAUGUCAUCCGCUCCACCACCGACAAAUUUCUGAAUCCAUUGUAUGCUGGAGAGGUGCAUGCAUCUGCAGGAAGCGGAUCACACAUGGAGCCAAUGCUGCCUGUGUGCCGUGUGCGCGUCAUGCAGUUGUGGGUCAGUCAGUACCAGAAGGCUAUCGGACACAUGCGACUACAGCAGCGCGAAUUUGAGAUGCUACAGCUUAUUCGACAGCAAGAAGCUGAUCUAUCGCGUUUGUACGCUAUCUUGACCAAUGAACAGCAGCUGGAGUUACGUGCAGGGCAGCUUCGGUCGGACAUUGCAAAGUUGUCACGCAGCAUGAACCUGAAGUAUCUAGAUGAACCAAAUACGCCGUCAAAAGAAACAGAGGGGAAUAGAGUCAUGUCAAGCGCUCGUGGAGAAUCCCGCCAUAACUCGUCCAAGCGUCCUACAGCCGCCUCGCUGGACUUCCACGAUCUGGCUAGCAUUGUGGCGAUGGGUACUGCAGGAGCUCAAGCAAGGGCGGCAGCAGCAGCGGCAUCUUCUCCUCCUCGCGAGCACAUGACGAUGGCGCAGAUGCUACAACGCGUGAACCUAGAUGCAUCUUCCGGUCCUGCUUCUUCGGGAGCAGCACCGUUCCAAUCGCACAAUGUACCAAACCCACGCCGACGCAAGUCGAUUACGAGUCGGUCCCGAAGCAACAGCCUCAAGAACACCUUCAUCAACGUGGUUGCACAGAUGAAAGGUGGCUCCCACGACAAGGACAUCGAUGAGCCUGCGGAUGUUGGCUCUGCUACGCUCCCAAACCCUAUUCGUGUGAGUGAAGCCCGACGCAAUGCCCGCUUGAGCUCACCUUCUCGGCGGGAUGAGCUCAAGCGCGAGCUUCGUGACCUCGAGACUCAACUUUCGAAGCUAAAUCUCCAAGUCAACGCGAAGGAGGACACAGCAAAGCAGACAAUGCGGCGCUUCCGCUGCUACAACUACAACCUCCCAGAAACAGCGCUGCGCAACGAAAAUGACACGCUUUCCCCCAGCAGCAGCAAGAAGGUUCGACUGGGCGGCUCGAACGGCCUGAGGAACCCGUCCCCGAAAAUGUCGUCACCGCCGUCGUCUUCGUCUUCGCCUGGCUCGGGCUCAACGUCGGCCUCAGCUAUAUGUGGCGAAUUGGGCGACUCAAGUUCAUUGGAUGGAGACUCGCGCCACUUCACGCCUGGAAGCUCGCCAUUGCUUGGAACAGAUAAAGUGAUAUCUGGGGGAAACUACCUGAAUUCGCAGCCUGUGUGGGAGCGUGACGAAGACGCCCCGUGCUGCAAGCGCUGCAAGAAGAAGUUCAAGGCGCUAUUGCGCAACCGCCAUCACUGCCGUUGCUGCGGCUACGUCUUCUGCAGUCGCUGCACGAGCCACCGCAUGAGUCUCCCAGACUUCGGAUACUACGACGUCGUCCGCGUAUGCAAGGUCUGCUACAACUCAGGCGAGGAUGGGUAA